Molecule: messenger RNA, 437 nt
Organism: Capsicum annuum
Lineage: Eukaryota; Viridiplantae; Streptophyta; Magnoliopsida; Solanales; Solanaceae
Exons: 1
Source: RefSeq, a predicted model, not a curated record
AUGGAGGUUCUUUCUUAUCUCCGGAUGGAUGGAACUUUCAACCAAGAGUUUCCAUUAUCACUUUUGAGAGAAGGAAAGAAGAAUGAGUGUUAUUCCUUUGUUCUUAAGUUGUCAACGGAUCGUUGGCCAUUGAGUGUCAUGUUUGCCCUUAUGUCUUGUGUGUUUGGGCCAACAUUGGCGUCUUCAAUUGUCAACAGCUCUUUGGGCCUCAACACCUUUCUAGUUGGGAAACUGAUUGUGAAAAGGAUGAGUGAGGUUACCUUUCUUUGUGGUCAGCCGUUAGGUUACUACUCCUCAUGGUCACUCUUUGGAUUAUCCCACCACUAUGUAGUGUGGUUGGCAGCAAAACGAGCUUACCCGCAGAGAACCACCCUUUUUAAGGACUAUGCCGUACUAGGUGAUGAUAUCCUAAUCACUGAUACACUUGUGGCACAACA